AUGAAUUCCAAUUCACUGAGGGAAGCUCCUUUGAAAACCCCCAAUGACGCUUCGGAGACGAACCAGCUCUUCGUUCCUAAAGAAACAGUCGAUAAUCCAUUUGAUCUUACUUUGGUAGUCAGCGACUCGAAAGAAAUCAAAGUUCAUAGACGUGUUCUCUCAGAGGCAAGUCUUUUCUUCGAAAAACUGCUAAACACAAAUAUGAGGGAAAGCAACGAAGCAGUCGUUAACUUGGAAAUGCUAACCGAGUCUUGCUUAAGAGAUAUACUGGAGUAUGUUUACACUGGUGCGAUUCUGGUUUUGAGUGACGACAUGGCCCAAGAGCUGCUAGGAAUGGCGGACUAUUUGGUUCUACCCAAUCUUAAAACUCUGGCUUCAAAAUACCUCCUAGAUCACAUCAGUGCUAGCAGCUCUAUUUCAACUUAUUACUUAGCCGAAAAAUAUCAUUGCGAGGAACUCCUUUCCGUUUCUGAGAAGUUUAUCCUGGCAAAUUUCACGACCGUGGCAAAAACAGAAGAUUUCUUGAAUUUGCCCGCCAAAGAAGUUAAAAUGUGGAUUUCAAGUGAUGAUAUUCAGGUCAGUGCCGAGGAAGAUGUGUUUAAAAUCAUGCUGAGGUGGAUUGGUCACGAUAAAAUUGAACGCAAUAAAUGCUUUGUCGAGCUUUUUCGUGAAGUUCGGCUUAUUUACGUAUCGCGUGACUUCCUACACAGUGAUAUCGUGACAAAUGAUCUUGUGAAUGAUAACGAAUACUGUGUCGAGCUUGUGAAAGAUGCCAUAAGGUUUGUUGAUUCCAAGGGCCAUUUGCCCCUCUGUGUUAAACCACGAAAAUCACUCGAAAUUCCUGUUUUCGUCAUUGCUGUCAAGUCUACUAGUCGGGAGUAUCAAGUUAUUUGUUACCUUCCUCACGAAAAUAAGUGGACUCAAAACUUUACAUGUGGCACAGUACUUGAUCAGACAGAAAAAGUAAUCGGCUGUCAAGGGAAACUUUAUUUCAUAUCCCAAACACACAGAAGGUUGCUGUGCUAUGACUCAUUGUCUAACUAUUGGACGCAAAUCCCAUUUGAAGAACAAAGGAAUUUACUUAAUGUAUUUGUUAGACAUAAUGAUGAAAUGUGGGCUCUAAUGAGUGAAGACCAGUCUUGUUGUCAUCUCUCCUUGCAUUCUCAUGGAAACAACCAAGUUUGUGGAGGAAAGCACCUUUAUUUUCUCGCAAAGUACAGACCUGAAUCGAACGAAUGGGAAGAAAAGUCAUCAUUUGAACUGGAGAAAGUUAAGGUUGGAGUUUGCAUGGUAGCCAACAACGACAGUUUUAUCUAUUUCCUUGGUGGUUCCUUAAUUAAUCAAAUCACCGGUACGUCUGAAGUUAUGGCAGAUUGUGAUAGGUAUGACUGCAAUACAAACACUUGGCAGAAAAUUUCUGACAUGAAAUGUCCCAAAAGUCAUGCGUAUGGCACUGCAAAGAAUGGAAAUGUCUUCAUUGCAAGCGACCACUAUAAGCCUUGCCCUUGGGGUGGAAGGUUUGAAGUGUACUACGAAGCGACUAACAAGUGGCAUAUCAUAGCAGACCCAAUCUCAGAUCCUACAUGCAAUCGAAGAUUUUUGUGUGGCUUAGUAGUUUCUGAUCACAAUCUAUAUUCAUUGAAUAUGUUUUUGUUUACUGGCGGAUUGCGACUUGGUUGCCAACGAUGUGCAAUUCAAUGCUAUAAGCACUAUAAGAACGAAUGGAGCAUAAAAUCUCAAUCAAACCCUGUUAAGAACGAAUAUGAUGAAACUGCACGCCAUUGGUUCUGCAGAUAUGACUUGCUCUGCUCGAUGAGAGUAUUUAAGGGGAGUGCGUUUCUUCAGCAAGCCUUGAACUCUGAUGUCCAGGUUCAACAGUUCUCAGAUGAGCCGGAGAUUCUGGGACACGCUCUCCAGAGUGAUGACCUUUCUCGGGGGAAGGGUGCGGCUACUCGUAGGCUAGACACCAUACAACAUAAAUGCGCCAUUUUGUAG
Molecule: messenger RNA, 1995 nt
Organism: Porites evermanni
Lineage: Eukaryota; Metazoa; Cnidaria; Anthozoa; Scleractinia; Poritidae
Source: the annotation of a GenBank genome assembly